AUGGGCAAGACUGAAGAUGAUCGGCCAGCUUAUUUGAGCGCCGAUGACGCCAAAUAUUCCCUCGGUGUUCAUCGAGGACCCUUGCCCCCCGCAGGUCUGGAUGAUACCGCCAAACUUGAGCAGGUCGAGUCCGCUGGUGGCUUGUCGCUGGCCACCACACGCACGCGCAAAGAGCGUCUGUCACGCCAUUGGAAGCGAUUCUGGUGCUGUUAUCUUAUUGGAAAUGUGAUCUUCCUCGCCAUUUUCCUGCCAGUCUUCUUCCUCGUCGCGAUCCCCGCCAUCUCUCAACUUGUCGUCAACAAGUCCGACCUCGUGCUGGUCAAGGCGUCCGUCUUGAACCCACAGCCGGAUUCGAUCCAGUUGACUCUGCAAUCGGCGCUGAAUUUGAAAAUCGCCUUGCCGGUUCGCAUUGAUCCUAUUACCUUGGAUCUUUUCGUGCGCGACGACGGCGCCGAUAAGCCAUGGGCCAAUGUCACUAUUCCAAGCAUGACUGUCAAGGGCAACACCACCUUGGGCGUGGAGGAUGUGUACCGUCCGCUCAUCAACCAGGAUACUUGGGUGGACUACGUUCACUCUGUUGUGUUUAACAAGGAAUCGACCCUGUCUCUAAAGGGCACGACCAAUUCCUAUCUGGGAGUGUUGAAGUCGAAAGUCACCAUGGACAAGGACGUGACUUCGCCGACCCUUGAUUCAUUCAAAGAGUUCGCACUUACUGACAGCCAGCUGAUUAUCCCAGCCGAAGCCGAUGGCACUAACCUAAAAGGAAGCGCCUCGCUUCCCAACCCAUCAGUGCUGACCCUCGACAUCGGCACCCUGGUCCUAGACAUCUACAGCGAUGACCUCCUCCUUGGCAACGCCACCCUAGAAGACGUCACCCUGCGCCCAGGAGCCAACAAAUUCCCCGUCAGAGCCCAACUCGACCUAACAACCGCCAUCACCCACCUGAAAGAGCUACUAGCGGACCAAGGCGCAUCCCUUUUGUCAAACGGAAGUCUCUCCCUAAAGACCGUCACGCGCACAGUAACCUGGAAAGGCACCCGAGUCCCCUACUACACGAAAGUGAUGUCCGAACUCCCGCUCAUGGCGAACGUGCCUCUCCUCGAUACGUUGAAAAACACCAUCCAUGGCCUAACCGGCAGCAACGGCAAACUGAACCUGACCGGAAUUUUGAAUGCCAAUUCUAGCAGUGGUACUGGCUUGCUAUCGUCCUUGAAAGAAGAGUUCGAGGAUAAUAAGAAGGAGAAGCGCGAUCUUUUGGCAGAGGCGUUGAAGGAGAAUCUUCACGUUCGUAAUCUGUUCGGCGAUGAACAUCCCGUUAAGCGGGAUUUAAUGAUCGAUACAAUGGCCGGAUUGUAUAUGAAGGCGUAG
Molecule: messenger RNA, 1368 nt
Organism: Penicillium waksmanii
Lineage: Eukaryota; Fungi; Ascomycota; Eurotiomycetes; Eurotiales; Aspergillaceae
Product: DUF3712 domain-containing protein
Exons: 3
Coding region: 1-1368 (455 amino acids)
Cellular component (GO): fungal-type vacuole membrane
Source: RefSeq, a predicted model, not a curated record